AUGUCGGCAUACGCAUUGCAAACAAAGACAAUGCUACAACCUGUUCCAGACACGCAAACACAGCUGCUACGACUAGCCACCAAACAUGAAGAACCGAAGCCCCAGCUGCCCUCGAAACUCACCAGAGACUCUCUCUGCGGUCUCGGAGCCUUCAAUAAGCCUUUUACGAUUCGGCCGUAUUCCGGAUCACCGCACGCUAAGACAGUGACGUUCAAGCCCAUCCGGGUGGUUGGGCGUUCUCAACUACCUCUUACAUUCCUCGAUACCUCUACCGACGACGACUUCGCCCCAAACAGCCUCUUCGCCGCUCAUGUCGAUAUUUUGGAACAGGAUGAACUGGAAAAAGAAGAGGAUAGGGUUUUGAGGGUGCUUAUUGCACAGCUGGAGACGAAGAAGAGUUUAUACGCAAUAGAGCGGGUAAAGGCACGCAUCUACAGUAUUUGCAAACUGGCAAACUGGCUGAAAGAGAAGGAUGUUGCCGACUUGUGGGAUCCAGCAAAUUUGCAUCAACUUCCUAUAAGGACCAGGGUGGACACAAGCACAAGCACAUCUGGGGAAUGGUGGCAACAUGCGGCAGUAGAGACACAGGCCGUGGAGCCGUUGAUAGGACGCACCAGAAUGGGUAUGCUUAGACCAAAGCCCCCGCAAGUGCCUGCUGCAAUGGAUGUUCAGCAACUACAAGGAAUGGCAGCACCGCAGGGUAUGGACAGCCUGGAUAGCGUACCAACAGAGUCCCUGCUUGAGCCACCAGCACCACUGCCACCACAAGAACAGCUUGACUUACUCGUGCAACAAUAUCUGGAUGCAGUUUACAUGUCCAAAACAUCUCUUGCAUACUUUGCCAAAGGCCCCCUCACUCGAAUUCGGAAUGCCUUCACCUUGGCUGAAGAAGGCGCACCUCCUACCCAUGACCUUGUCGAAUCCCUACGAGCCAUGCUGCUGAGUCCCAAGGCCAGUGAGAAGAAGUAUUAUGGAAAAUUACCGUCAUUCAUUAGGGCCAUGGUGCCAGGGACCUAUUCGGAUGAUGAGACCAUGGCAGGAGCUAGCAAAGCAAAAAAGUCAAAGAAAAAGGCAAAGCUUAGUCGAGAUGGCGUCUAUCCACAAGAAGAGGUCCUGGUCAAGAGAUGGUGGCAGUCGGAGUUACCCAGUGGUGAUGCAAUGGCUACGGAGACUAUGGACCAGCGUAUCAAGAGGCGGAUUGGCGAUUUGCGAGUUCGUGAGACGCUAGCGCAACUAAUACUCAUGCUCGAGAUUAUCGCACUUGAAGCAAUGUCUACAAGCAAAGCUGGUGGCCAGCAGCUCACGAAAGAAGAGACGCAGGACCAAAGCGAGCAAUCUGCACCGAAGAAGCGCAAGAAGAAACUAGACGACAUCAACGUACAACUCGACUUGGCACUGGAUAAGCUUUGCAUAUGGCACGCUACCGAAGAACUGGGAAUUUUGGACUUUGAUGCUAAGCCCUCGCAGCAAAAUGAGGACGUGGAUGGCACUGGCCGCAAUGGAUCCAGUGAUCGCCUUCAUAGCUUUUGUGUGGAAGUCAUAAUACCUUUUUACAUCAACCGACUUCCUGAGCAGGCGCUAAUGGUUAACAAGAAGCUCGGUGGACCAGCGCACAGCCUGCCAGCCAAGCGAAAAGCAAACAAACCACCCCUCAGCUCACGUAGAUCAAGAGACUCCAAAGAACCGGAUACAAAGAAAUCCCGGCGAUCUCUGGCACGCGUGGCUACAGACAAUACAGGGAGGAUUGCCGAGCGGACGACGCCAUCUUUGGGCCGAUCGGCUACGGAUUCGGUGUUGGUCGAAGGCGUAAAAAGAGAAGCAAGCGAGACGCCUCUGUCUGCAAUUCCUUUUCGUCGCAGUCCGUCGAAGGGAGCAAGACAAUCCAUGUCGCAGAUUCGACACUUGCAGGGGCGUCAGAUUGAUCUGGCCGAGCCUUCGGCAGCUGCAUCAGCCAAGAUGAAGCAGAAGCAGCGAGUCGAGGAAGACCUGCAAGAGGCUAUCCUAGCCCUAAAGAGGCCGAAUCGGGGACUAGCUGCUGGCGGCUACGUUGCUGAGAAGGAGCAACGUGGUGUUGGGCAGCCGAGCAAAUCCAGGAAGCCAACGGUAACGGUCAGGAAGACGAUCAAGGAUGUCCAGGUAACGGCAACGCCACGAGUUAGUCGCAGGACGAAGAACAUGGUCGAGCAGACGCCUGUGCAGCAGCACUACGAUCCGUUUGUUCGUUCACCCGGGGAGGAAGCGCCUCAUUCGAGCGGCUUCUGUGUACCCUCGUCAGGCGUGCGACCACGGCCUGGGAUAGUAGCAGCAAGGGACCAGGGCCAUGCAACGGCUUCAAGCCUUGGGCGAUCGAGCAUUGCCGAGACACCAAGCAAGGCGCCAGCUGGCAAGACCUUUUCGUCGGACGCGGUACGCAGGAGAAUUUUUGCGACGCCGGCAAAGGCGGCGGAGCCGAAUGCGCAGGGCAGAAGGGAUGAGGGGGCGUUGCACAUUUUCGAGACGCCAGCCAAAGGUGUAGUAGGGAUGUCACUACCGGAAGAGACUAAAGCCGCGCCGGUAGGAGCUACGACAACGCCUUCAAAGUCUGUUUCCAGGCCGGCCAGUGAGGGCAGACCAGUCCCCUUCCUAGUGCGGGGGCGUGAUGAUGCGAGCGAGCCAUCAAUCUACGAUGAAUUGGGCUGGAACGAUGACGACGACGACGACGACAACGGGUUUGUAUAG
Messenger RNA from Bipolaris oryzae ATCC 44560, 2718 nucleotides. RefSeq lists its product as uncharacterized. The transcript has a single exon. The coding region runs from base 1 to 2718 and encodes 905 amino acids. Gene Ontology annotation, cellular component: DNA replication preinitiation complex. Gene Ontology annotation, biological process: DNA replication initiation. The record is from RefSeq and is a predicted model, not a curated record. NCBI's taxonomy places the organism in Eukaryota, Fungi, Ascomycota, Dothideomycetes, Pleosporales, Pleosporaceae.